GAGGAGGAGGAGGAGGAGGACCUGAGUGAGCUGCCCCCACUGGAGGACGUGGGCAGGCCGCCGGCCCUGCCGCGGGAGGAUGCCCAGCCCUUGGAGCAGGGUGGGGGGGAAGCAGCUGAUGACCCCCAGGAGUGGCUCGACGUUUUGGGGAGUGGCUUGCUCAAGAAGAAGACGCUGGUGCCAGGCCAGGGGGUGGACACCCGUCCCCGCAAGGGCCAGGACGUGACUGUCCGCCUGAAGGCCACACUGGAGGAUGGCAGCGUGGUGGAGGAGAACCCUGCCCUCACCUUCACACUGGGGGACUGUGACGUCUUGCAGGCUCUGGACUUGUGUGUGCAGCUCUUGGAAAUGGGGGAGACAGCUUUGAUCGUGUCAGAUGCAAAGUACUGCUACGGCUCUCAGGGCAGGAGCCCUGACAUCCCACCCGACGCGGCUCUCACCCUGGAGGUGGAGCUGCUGGCAGCUCAGGAUGCACCGGACCUGGAGCUGCUCAGUGGGAAGGAGAAGAUAGAGCUGGCCAACCGCAAGCGGGAGCGUGGCAACUUCUUCUACCAGCAGGCAGAUUAUGUACUGGCCAUCAACUCCUACGACAUUGCCCUCAAGGUCAUCGGCUCCAGCUCAAAAGUUGACUUCAGCCCGAACGAGGAGGCUGAGUUGCUGGACGUGAAGGUGAAAUGUCUCAACAAUCUGGCAGCUUCUCAGCUUAAAUUGGACCAUUACGAAGCAGCCCUGAAGUCCUGUAACCUUGUCCUGGAGCACCAGCCAGGGAACAUCAAGGCUCUGUUCCGAAAGGGCAAGGUCCUGGCUCAGCAGGGUGAAUACAGAGAGGCCAUCCCCAUCUUAAAAGCGGCGUUGAAGCUGGAGCCUUCAAACAAGACCAUCCACGCUGAGCUCUCCAAGCUGGUGAAGAAACAUGCGGACCAGAAGAACGUGGAGACGGAGAUGUACAGGAAGAUGCUCGGGAAUCCCAGUGCCAUCGGUACCCCGGGAAAGUGCAAAGACAAGCUGCCCUGG
This is a messenger RNA of Balearica regulorum gibbericeps (East African grey crowned-crane), 1014 nucleotides long. The record is from RefSeq and is a predicted model, not a curated record. NCBI's taxonomy places the organism in Eukaryota, Metazoa, Chordata, Aves, Gruiformes, Gruidae.